AUAAAGGGUGCAAGGGUGGUGCUCUGUCGGUAGUUCUCUAUCUGGAUGGAUAUAUCACAAAGGGUCUAAAUGUCUUCUUCCUCAAAUACUGUUCAUAGGUCGCGUUUGUACGACUUAUUAAGCGUCUGUACUAUACUUCCCUUACAGCUGUUUCACUGCAGGUGGGUUGCGAUCUAGAUUAUCAAUACAAUUGUAAUUAGUAUUAUUAUUACUACUAUUAUUAAUAUCCUUGACAAGGAUGUUAUAAAAGGAAGUUCCAAUCAUCUUAACCUAAUUUGUCACAAAGUUAAAUGGUCUGUUAUGGCAUAGUGCGACAGUACUUUUAUAAAAAAAAGUGCGACAGUUUUUUUUAAUUACAAAGUGCGACAAGUAUUACAAAGCACGAUAACUUUAUCACCACUAAGUGCGAUAUAACUACUGCAAAGUAAGACAGAUUAUUUCGGCAGAACACUACUCUGGAUAGUAAAAUUGCUGAAUAGGAAAACUAAAAAAUACGGAACAGCUACCCAACAACAACUCCACUUGGAGCAACCACAACUGUUAUUUGAAGACGGAGAGUGACCAAAACGGUGAGACGUGUUCUGAAAGUUUUGAUUCUUGGAAUAUGUUUAUGGAUCACAUGUACUGACAAACAGUACGAAUAGUUCUUGGUCUGAGCUGCAAACUGAAUUAUACCUUAAUACUCUGUUUAUUACAGUCUUUCGAUAGCCGUUUUAUUUUUUAUGUAUUUUUAUUUUGCGAUGAAGUGCGAAGCAUCGAUUGCCUGACAUUUAACUGUCAGACAUCAAAGGCCUUAAAAUAAAACUUUCAACUAUCGAAACCGCCAAAAAGUCAACCGUCGAAACAGGAAAAAAAUCAACCGUGGAUCUCCAUCAAAGUUGAUCUCCAUCAAAGUUGAACUGAAAAACAACGACAAAAACAGCAAACGAGUAACGGUAAGUACAUCCAUAAACAAUUCUAACUUGAUUUUAAGUUAGACGAGAGAGAAUCGUAACAAAAUUAAAAAAAAUUCUUUUAUAUAAUUUUAUUUCUUUUAUAGAAAUUUGCUACCGUCCAAAUAUUCAGAAGUAAAGGUUUGUUUUCUUAAUAGGUUACCAAAAAAGGAAUGGCUGGUAUCAUGGAUUUUAACACAUGGAACAUCUUCUGGAAAGCUUGUUUCGGUUUAUUAGCGAGUUUGAUCUCUGUAGGAGAUGCUCUCACCGACUGGAUAUUCUUCAAACAGAGACGUCACAAACGAACCUACUCUCUUCUCAUUAGCUUGGCUGUGACCGAUUUGCUGGUUGGGAGUUUGGCCAUCCCACUUUCUAUCAAAGCAGUUGGAUCAGAGGGGUGGGAUGCCUGGGACAUCAUUUCUAUCGAUGUUGACGUUUUAACAGGCACAAGGUCCAUCUACACUGUCGCUGUCAUUUCCUUGGAGAGAAUGUUCGCCGUCGGUUGGCCUCUUCGAUACAGAACUAUAAACUUCCGUGUUUACAUCUGCGCUAUCAUCAUGCCGUGGAUCACAGUGGCAAUGUUUACUACUUUGAUGGUGUUUCGGCAGUUUCUUAUGAUAGAGAGGAUGGAACUCUCUCACGUUAUUAAUUUGAUUUGUGGAAUCCCUCUGUUAACUACAUGUGUGGCAAACUUUGUUGUUUGGAAGAAGCAGAAAUCGCCAUUUUGCAAUCCGAAUCGUGUUAAAAGAGAAGCGAAAUUGGCGAAGACACUAGCUCUCGUAACAACAGCAUCACUUUUAACCUGGCUUCCUUUUCAAAUCCUAAAUCUUUUUUUCUCAAUUGAAAGUCAUGAAAAAUUUCUACUCCGAUUCCUCUCAACUCUUCCCGCGGGCGGAAAAGCGGAUGUCCUGCGGCACUGAUAUUGAUAAUGACGGUCUGCUUGCA
Molecule: messenger RNA, 1877 nt
Organism: Stylophora pistillata
Lineage: Eukaryota; Metazoa; Cnidaria; Anthozoa; Scleractinia; Pocilloporidae
Product: histamine H2 receptor-like
Biological process (GO): G protein-coupled receptor signaling pathway
Cellular component (GO): plasma membrane
Molecular function (GO): G protein-coupled receptor activity
Source: RefSeq, a predicted model, not a curated record